Molecule: messenger RNA, 738 nt
Organism: Haliotis rubra (blacklip abalone)
Lineage: Eukaryota; Metazoa; Mollusca; Gastropoda; Lepetellida; Haliotidae
Product: interleukin 17-like protein
Exons: 1
Coding region: 1-738 (245 amino acids)
Cellular component (GO): extracellular region
Molecular function (GO): cytokine activity
Source: RefSeq, a predicted model, not a curated record
AUGUUGCCACAGAAUUUUCUCUUUCGGAAAGUCCCGAAUGGAUGUAUAUAUUGUAAGGUAGUGCUGUGUUUGACCAGACAGCUGUUCGGAAUUGCCAACAAACCCACAGGUCUGUCAUCUAACAUCGACAAGAUAAGGAUGUUUCUUCUUCGCCUCGCCCUGUUCCUGUGUGCUGCAGUCGCUGCUCGGUGCCUUCCACGGAAGAACGUCAACACCAGAGAACGAAGACAAGUCGCCAACUGCCAACCUCCAGCCAACCUCAGCCUCCUGUUUGAGAACCUCAACCAACACCUCAACGCUUCCAUGUAUCUACAAAUGUCUGAGCUGGCCGGCAACAAUUCCAAACUGCCCAUGGCCACUGAGCUGAACUACCAUCUGGUGAACGACAGCCAGACAGGAGGCCAAUCGUGCCCAUCUUCGGUGAGCGAUGACCCCAACGCCCCAGUUUUCUCCCGAUCCAUCUGUCCCUGGUGGUACAACAUCACGGAGCUGCCCGCCGGACACUUCCCAUCCUUCAUCCCACAGGCUGUCUGCAAGUGUUCGGCUUGUGUCGGCAACGACGUUAACGAGUGUUCCCGAGUGUCAACCAACAUCCGGGUCCUGCAGGAGAUAGGGUGCCAAGAUGGAUUCUAUAAGUACAAGCCAGUCUUGAAGACUCACCAUGUGGGCUGCACGUGCACCAAGAAGCGAACGUCCCCGACAACUAACGACUGUGGCGGCUGGGGCUGCGCCAGCUAG